Messenger RNA from Dioscorea cayenensis subsp. rotundata (Guinea yam), 708 nucleotides. RefSeq lists its product as uncharacterized. The coding region runs from base 298 to 600 and encodes 100 amino acids. The transcript has 2 exons. The record is from RefSeq and is a predicted model, not a curated record. Lineage: Eukaryota; Viridiplantae; Streptophyta; Magnoliopsida; Dioscoreales; Dioscoreaceae.
CUCUCUCUCUCUCUCCUUCUUCUUCUUCUUCUUCUUCUUCAUUAAUUCCCUUCCUUCUUUUCCUCUUAAUUAUUAUUUCCAUAUCUUUAUAUUUAUUGCAUGCAUCUCUAGCCACCCAUUCAUGGCUUCCUUUUAUUGCAUGCAAUUACUCCUCCCUUUUGUUCAUUCAUCUCCUUCUUCCUUCCUUAUAACCACAAGGUGAUCAGUUUUAUAUGUUUAUAUAUAUGGAGAGCUUUAUAUAUCAUUAUUUUCUGUAGAUAUAUAUAUAUAUACACAAAGAUAUAUAGAGAGAAAGAGAUGGAGAGUUCUAGUUGCAUGGGAUUAGUGGCAGUGAUUGCAGUGUCUAGUAGUGUGGCUCUUGUUGCUGUUCAGUUUCACAAACGUCUUGUUUCUGAUUUGAUGAAGAAGCUUCAUGUAGAACUUGGUGUGGGGUGUAGAACUCUACCACCACCACCGACGAGGAUGAUGACGACGAUGAUGACGGUGGGUAAAAAGAAGGUGAGGUUUGCUGCCGAUGUGGUGGAGCCGUCUUCGAACAAUGAAGAGUAUCGCCGGAGACGAAGACGGUCGCCGGAGAUGCAAUGCACCACCACCAAUUAGAUCAUGUGUACAUAUAUAUAUAUAUAUAUAUAUAUAUACAUUGAUGUGAAUAAAAAUUAUAUGAAGUUUGUGUAAAAUGAAUUGUGACGAAAUUGUUUAUAAUGUUAU